Molecule: messenger RNA, 1028 nt
Organism: Hibiscus syriacus
Lineage: Eukaryota; Viridiplantae; Streptophyta; Magnoliopsida; Malvales; Malvaceae
Product: vacuolar protein sorting-associated protein 28 homolog 1-like
Exons: 2
Coding region: 156-785 (209 amino acids)
Biological process (GO): protein transport to vacuole involved in ubiquitin-dependent protein catabolic process via the multivesicular body sorting pathway
Cellular component (GO): ESCRT I complex
Molecular function (GO): protein-containing complex binding
Source: RefSeq, a predicted model, not a curated record
UUAAAAUUAGAACGAGAAACGCAGCAGAGAAGGGAUUCAAGACAAAGCACGGUUGAUUAUUUAUCUUCUCCAAUCGUCCAAAUUCAAACCCCAAACCCUAAUUGCUUUUGAUCCCAAAUUGACCCUUUUAUUGAAUUCCAAGUUUAUUGCCUAAAAUGGAGGUGAAGCUAUGGAACGACAAGCGCGAGAGGGAGAUGUACGAAAAUUUUGCAGAGCUAUAUGCGAUUAUCAAAGCAACAGAGAAACUCGAGAAAGCUUAUGUGAGGGAUAUCGUUUCAUCGUCUGAGUAUGAAACCGAGUGCCAAAAGCUGAUUGCUCAUUUCAAAACCUUGGCUUUUACGCUCAAAGACACGGUCCCCAGCAUCGAGCGGUUUGCGGAUACGUAUAAAAUGGACUGCCCGGCCGCCAUUAACCGUCUCGUGACCUCCGGGGUGCCUGCUACCGUCGAGCACCGAGCUGCAGCAUCCGUGUCUGCUACUACCUCUGCUGCCAUUGUGGCCGAAUGCGUGCAGAAUUUUAUUACGGCCAUGGACUCGUUGAAACUCAAUAUGGUGGCAGUUGAUCAGGUGUACCCUUUGUUGUCCGACCUAUCAGCAUCUCUUAAUAAACUCGGUAUUUUGCCACCAGACUUCGAGGGUAAAACAAAGAUGAGGGAAUGGAUCUCGCGGCUGUCGAAGAUGGGGGCGGCUGAUGAGUUAACCGAGCAGCAAGCUAGGCAGCUCCACUUUGACUUGGAAUCUUCAUACAAUUCAUUCAUGGCUGCUUUGCCUAAUGCUGGUACUUGAGGUGAUCCGGUAUUCCCUUCAUUUAGCUCUGCAAACUGGUAUAUUUUAAUUUGGUACUUGGAAUCUUCAUAAAUUUAGGGAAUCAUUGGAUUGUUAAGCUCACUAUGCCUAUUAAUGUGGUGAAUACGGAGAAAAUGAUGUAUGUUGUCAUUCUAUGAGAAUACAUUUGUGCUUUGGUUUGGUUUUAUUGUAUGGGAAUAAUUUUGUAUGUUUUCAAUGCAGUUUCAUGUAAUUUUGCAUUUA